Odobenus rosmarus divergens (Pacific walrus) is the source of this 3103-nucleotide messenger RNA. RefSeq names its product HAUS augmin-like complex, subunit 6 (gene HAUS6). Gene Ontology annotation, biological process: spindle assembly. The record is from RefSeq and is a predicted model, not a curated record. The coding region runs from base 175 to 3045 and encodes 956 amino acids. NCBI's taxonomy places the organism in Eukaryota, Metazoa, Chordata, Mammalia, Carnivora, Odobenidae. Gene Ontology annotation, cellular component: HAUS complex; mitotic spindle microtubule. The transcript is spliced from 17 exons. Gene Ontology annotation, molecular function: microtubule binding.
CUGAGACUUUAUGGCCGUUUGAGGCGACAUGGCUGCGGGCGAGAGAGGAACAGGUGGUGGCAAUGGAGGGGCCGCCGCUACCUCAGGCUGCCCGUAGGGAGGGAGCCUGAAGGCCUUCUGAGUCGUUUGGGCCUGUGCUUACUUCCUUUGCAGUGAUACUGCCUAACAGCGAAGAUGAGCUCGAUCUGGGUCACCUCUUUCGAGAAGGAGCAUCUCUGGAUGUAUCUGCAGGCGCUCGGUUUCGAGCCAGGCCCGGCCACCAUUGCCUGCGGAAAGAUCGUGUCGCACACACACCUCGGAGUGAACAUGUUUGACAAGUUGAACCGUGAUGCCUUUCAAAUCGUUUCUUAUUUUUUGUUUCAAACGCUGGACCAGUCUGUCACUAAAGAAGUUUUCAAGCUUUGUUGGCCUCCAUUUGACCAAAAGAGUGACACUGAAUUCCGGAAGCAUUGCUAUGAAUGGUUAAAAAAGAUUUCUGUGGAAUGUGGAAGUAGCUUUCCUCAAGUUGUUGGGUCCCUAUUUCUUUCUCCUGGUGGUCCUAAGUUUAUUCAUCUGAUGUAUCAUUUUGCAAGAUUUGUUGCAAUAAAAUAUAUAAAAACCCAUUCUAAAAAUUCUUCUAUACGUUUUACCGAGACAUUUAAUGUAAAGCCACAAGAUAUGCACAAAUGCAUUGCCAGAUGCCAUGUAGCGCGUAAUAGAUUUUUACAUGUUUUGCAAAGAGAAGACUGCGUUACCCGAAAGUAUCAGGAAAAUGCACAAUUGUCAGUUAAACAAGUACGAAAUUUGAGAUCAGAAUGUAUGGAGCAGCAAAACCAAAUAAAAAAGAUGGAACCCUAUGAUGACCAAAGUAAUAUACAAGAGAAAAUCCAAAAGGUUCGGUCUUUGUGGGCUUCAGUGAACGAAACACUCAUGUAUUUGGAAAAAGAAAGAGAAGUUGUUAAUGCCGUCCUUAAUCUUGUUAACCAAUAUACUUUAGAUGGAACUAAUGUUGCUAUCAAUAUUCCAAGGCUCUUACUUGACAAAAUUGAGAAACAGAUGUGUCAGUUGCACAUUGGAAAUGUUUAUGAGGCUGGAAAAUUGAACCUGUUAACAGUUAUUCAGUUAUUAAAUGAAGUCUUGAAAGUAGUGAAAUAUGAGCGUUGUCAGGCUGACCCAGCAAGACUGACAAUAGACCUUCACUUCCUUGAAAAGGAGACCAAACUUCAGAGAGAGAGAUUAUCAGAUCUGAAGCAUAUGAGUUGUAAAAUAAAAGAAGAUCUCACCAGUAUAAAACACUCUGUUGUUGAAAAACAAGGAGAAUGGCAUAAAAAGUGGAAAGAUUUUCUUGGUCUGUCUCCUUUCAAUCUAAUUAAAGGUUGGACUCCAGCUGUGGAUCUUUUACCACCAAUGUCUCCUCUUUCAUUUGAUCCUGCCUCAGAAGAAGUAUAUGCAAGGAGUAUUCUUUUGCAGUAUCCUGCUUCACUUCCAGAUACACCAAAGCAACAAAACCAAGAAAAUGAUUGCAGGAGAGCUAGUGAUAUAUCGGGAACUGUAUAUGAUCUAGGCAACAGACCUGCUUCUUUCCUGUCACAGCCAGUUUCAUCAUCAGAUAGAAACAGUGUUAGAUUACUUGAAAAGGACAUGAAGAUAAGAACUCCUAGAGAGGAAAGUGAAACACCUUCUAAGAAGACAUCAAAAUUUGAAACGAAAGACUCUCUAUCAUCAGAUACUGCAAGGAGUACCGAGAAUACUGCAUUUACAGGGUCUCUGCCAGCUAAAAAUAGAGAUCCAUUCCAAAAAGAGCAAGAUCAUCUGGUAGAAGAGGUUGCCAGGGCGGUUUUAUCUGAUUCACCACAGCCCUCUAAAGGAAAAGAAGUAAAAUUAGAGGAAGUAUUUGAUUCUCUAGUGUCUAACCCAUUCUUAACAAGGAACCAAAUUCCCCGAACGCCAGAAAACUUGAUAAGUGAAAUUAGGAGCUCAUGGAGAAAAGCUGUCGAAAUGGAAGAUGACAGAAGUACAGAACCAAUUCAGGUGGAUACUGAACAUAGAGAAGAAGUAUUGCCAGAAUCCUUACCUGUGUUGCAUAACCCAAGAGAAAUUAGCAGGACCAGCUUUCUCUCAGCAAGCACUGUAUCCAAUUCUGGCCAUUCCCAUUUGCCUGAAGAGAAAGUUGUUUCAGAUUGCCUCAAGUGUGUGCCUCAGAAACAUGUGGUGACCAGUCACAUAGGUGGACCAUCGACACAAAAUCAGUCAGAUUUGUUAAGUAAGAAAAUAAUGUGCAAGCCAGGUUUGGAGUGUGCAGCAUUACAGAACAAGCUUUUAGAAACUAGCCAAACAGAGACAGUCUCCCCUGCUGUAGGUACUAGGAGAGUUGUAAUGGGUAGCAAUGAAGAAGAGUCUUCUCUUGACCACUUGCAAGCUUUUUACAAGGAGCCUUUCAUGCAUAAAAGUAUGUUAUGGGACUCUUUUCAAGUAUCAAGUGGAACUAGUUCCAGGAGUUUAAAGGAUAUUGAUUUUGGCAUAUUACAUGAAACUCUUCCAGAAGAAGUUGGUAACUUAAGUCUUAAUAGCUCCAGUAGUACAGAAGCCAAUUUUAAACUGGAGCCAAAUAGUCCUAUGCACAGUGGCAUUUUUCCAGAAGAUGUGGGAGAAAGACCAACUACUCCAGAAUCGGACUGUAAUUUACAGGCUAUUUGUCGCAGAUACGAGGCUCUGAAAAAAUCUCUAUCCAAGGAAAGGGAAGAAAGUGACCUUUCUAAUCCUAAAACACUUGAAGGACACAAACCAGAAUUGAGCUCUAUUCCCACAAACAUGCAAACAGAUGAUAUGCUUGACUUUUUGGGUACUCAUGAUUUGCAUGUUGACUAUACAAAACCAUCUUUACGCAUGUCCCUUGGUGAAAGGAAACGGUCACUUUCACCACUAAUUAAGUUUUCUCCAGUGGAACAAAGAUUGAAAACCGCAAUACCAUGUAGUCUUGGAGAACUUCUACCUAAUUUAAAAGAAGAAGAAAUCUUGAAUAAAAGCCUUGAUGCUAACGAACUUCCAUCAGACUUGAAGAGAUGAAGCAGAAGCCCAGUUAAUUUAACUGUGAUGUACUUAAAUUUCAAGCAGUGUCACAGGA